Molecule: messenger RNA, 2201 nt
Organism: Papaver somniferum (opium poppy)
Lineage: Eukaryota; Viridiplantae; Streptophyta; Magnoliopsida; Ranunculales; Papaveraceae
Product: cytochrome P450 704B1-like
Exons: 4
Coding region: 115-1725 (536 amino acids)
Molecular function (GO): monooxygenase activity; iron ion binding; oxidoreductase activity, acting on paired donors, with incorporation or reduction of molecular oxygen
Source: RefSeq, a predicted model, not a curated record
CUUUUAACUCUCCUUUGGAUGGUAUCAAAUUUUCUCUACAAUCAAGUGUUUUUUUCUAACUUUCGUACCUGAAGUUCGAAACCACACUCAAUAUCUUUAGCUUACUGGUUUUCCAUGGAAACAGUAGAUCAACUUUCAUUGUUCUCAUCAUCAACACUUAAUGAAAACAAAAUUGAAAUCAGUAUUGUCUUGGUUAGUAUCGUGUUAGCUUACAUCUUCAUGCACAGAUGGAAUCAAAGGAAUCUAAAAGGCCCCAAAUCAUGGCCAUUCAUUGGGGUACUAAUAGAACUUCUUAGGAACUACCAAAGAAUGCAUGAUUGGUUAACUGAGUACUUUGUUGAAUCAAAAACCUUGACGCUUCAACUGCCAUUUAUAACUUCAGUUUACGUUGCAGAUCCCGCAAAUGUUGAACAUAUUCUCAAAACCAACUUCCCCAACUACCCAAAGGGUGAAGAUUUUCAAACAUGCAUGAAAGAGUUGCUUGGAGAUGGAAUAUUUAAUGCGGAUGGAGAGAUAUGGAGGCAACAAAGAAAGACUGCUAGUCAUGAGUUUGCAUCUAGAAACUUGAGAAAUUUCAGCACUGUUGUUUUCAGAGACUGUGCACUAACUCUCUCUGGUAUUUUACACCGGGCAUCACUCCAUAACAAAGAAAUCGAUAUGCAGGAACUGUUGCUGAGGAUGAAUCUAGAUUCUAUAUGUAAAAUUGGAUUUGGAGUGGACAUUGGAACUUUGGCUCAUGAAUUACCCGAUAAUCGUUUCGCUAAAGCUUUUGAACAAGCAACUGGUGUCGUAUCUUUUAGGUUCAGUAACCCUUUGUGGAAAUUGCAAAGAUUCUUUAAUAUUGGGUCUGAAGCAUUAUUUGUUCAAAGUAUCCAAGUUAUUAAUGAAUUUACAUACAGUUUAAUUCGUAAAAGAAAAGCGGAGUUACAAGAAGCUAAGGCAACUGGUGAUAAUGGUGACAAGCGAAAGCAUGAUCUUUUAUCAAGAUUCAUUGAGUUGAAUGAGAAUCUUGAGUUGAAUGGUGACAAAUACCUUAGAGAUGUCAUCUUAAGCUUUAUUUUAGCGGGACGUGACUCAACGGCAUCAACAUUGUCUUGGUUGAUAUACAUGAUCAUGAAGAAUCCAAAUGUAGAAGAGAAGAUCUACGAGGAACUUAUAGCCUUCGAAGAAAACCAAACCAAAGAAAUGACUGCUUAUGAUCCUAAGGACCCAACAAAAUCAUUUCCUGAUAAAUUAAAACAAUUUGCAAGUCUAUUGAAUUAUGAUUCACUUGGAAAGUUAUCUUACAUGCAUGCAACAAUCACUGAGACACUACGGUUGUACCCUGCAGUGCCCCAGGACUCGAAAGGAGUAUUAGAAGACGAUGUUUUACCCGAUGGAACAAAAGUGAAAGCAGGUGGACGAGUGGUUUAUGUUCCAUACGCCAUGGGGAGAAUGGAGUACAAUUGGGGGCCGGAUGCACUGUCUUUCAACCCCGAUAGAUGGUUCAACAAAGAGGGUUUAUUUGAAAGUGCAUCUCCAUUCAAAUUCUCAGCAUUCCAGGCUGGACCAAGAAUAUGCCUAGGGAAAGACUCAUCAUAUCUACAAAUGAAGUUGACGUUUGCUAUCUUGUGUAGAUUCUUUAAAUUCCAUUUGGUUCCAAACCAUCCUGUUACGUACAAAAUGAUGAUAACUAUAGCUAUGAAGCAUGGGUUGAAGCUCACCGUAACUACCAGGCCAUCUUGAAAUGGUUCGGUAAGAAACAUGAAGGGCCUUGUUAUCUUGCCCACGUAUGCACAAAAUAAAGACUCGUGAUUAGUCUACCUUUAUAUUGGGCAUUUUAACUUUUGAACUUCUAUGAAUGUAUUUUUAUCUAUAGAGAGGGUAAUGCUUGCGAUGAUUUCAUGGAAUAAUGGAGCUGCACAACUAUAGAGGAAUAGUGGUUGCUCGAACCACCAAGUAUGAUUUAAAAUGUAAUGAGGGUGGUCGACAGAGAUGUCUCGUUUACUUAUUGUUUUGCCUAGCUAGUUCAGUUUUCUUAUUAUUUUCUCUUUGGAGGUCAGGUUUUUUAUCCCCUUCUUGUCCUUUCUUUGGCUUUUUUUGUUCAAUAAACGCCUCUCUUUAGCUUUGCUUAAAAAAGGAGUAACUCAUUGUGUCCCACUUUUUUUUGUCUGCAUUGAGAAAGUGUAAGAAAUAAAUCGGAAAUGCUAUUGUGCGUCCUA